This is a messenger RNA of Nakaseomyces glabratus, 1359 nucleotides long. RefSeq names its product putative RNA methyltransferase (gene OMS1). The record is from RefSeq and is a predicted model, not a curated record. Lineage: Eukaryota; Fungi; Ascomycota; Saccharomycetes; Saccharomycetales; Saccharomycetaceae. Gene Ontology annotation, molecular function: methyltransferase activity.
AUGCUUUUAAUGCGCUGUGUUGCGCAGACUAGGAACCGUUUUCCUGUUGUGCGACCAAUACUCCAGGUUCAUUACAGUGCUAGGUACAAGUCCGAUGCCAAUUCCAAUACCAAGACAUAUAUCCCUCAACCGACUGCUAAAGUGAGACGUCCUAAGACGAAAGAGGAGAUUGCCAAAGAGAAACAUGAAAAGGCGUUGCAAUCGCCGUAUCGGCUAGUUCGUUGGGCUGCUAUUGCAAGCUCAGAGAAGUUCAAUAAGAGCAUGACGAAGUACAUGGUAGGUAUUUAUGCAAUAUUCUUGAUUUAUGGUGUUUAUUUCUCUAAGAAAUUGUUUCAAAAAGAGAAAGAACUCGAAAAAUUGGAGGGGAAGGCCAAGACCAGCGGUAUUAAUGAAUAUGAGAGCUUGAGAAUAAAAGAACUUAGAGGUAAACUGAGAAGACGUGACGAAUUGAAACUAGAACAGUAUCAACAAAUGAUUGAUAAGGGAAUCACUGAUUUUGAUGGAAUCACUUUGGAGAACAAUGACCAAAAUCGAUUAAACGAAUCUAUUGUUCCUGCUCAUGAUACUACAGAAUUUUAUGAUCAUAAAGCAGAAGAAUAUGACAAAGCUAUCAAUAGUGAAGAAAGAGCAAUUUUAAUGGGAAGGAAAAGAAAGUGGUUGAUGAAGCACUGUGAAGGUGACGUCCUAGAGGUUGCCUGUGGUACAGGAAGGAACAUCAAGUAUCUGGACAUAGAGAGGGUGAACUCCUUAAUAUUUUUAGACUCUUCCGAAAACAUGCUGGAAAUAGCUAAUAAAAAAUUUAGAGACAGGUUUCCAACGUACAAAAAAGUCGCAUUUGUCAAAGGAAGGGCAGAAGAUCUUCUAGAUUUAGCUGGUGAUGACCCCGAUAAAAAAGAGCAAAAGAAGUUUGACACUAUUAUUGAAGCCUUUGGACUAUGUUCGCAUGAAGAUCCAGUCAAAGCCUUGAAAAAUUUCCAAGAAUUACUCAAACCUGGUGGGAGAAUUGUCUUAUUAGAGCAUGGAAGAGGGUCUGUGGGAUUAAUAAACAAAAUAUUAGACAAGAGAGCCAAAAGGAGACUUGAGACAUGGGGAUGUAGGUGGAACUUAGACAUCGGAGAGAUACUAGACGAUUCUGGACUAGAUGUAGUCGAAGAAUAUACUUCUCAUCUUGGUACCACAUGGUGUGUAGUUGCAAAAAAGAAAUCUGAUGUGAGAAAGAAGAAAGAAAUUAGCUUCAUUGAAAAAUACUUCAGAUCUGGGUUGAGAGAGAAGAUCCAACAUAUGAACGAGGAAAACAAUAGGACGACCUCUAAUGUAAAUAGUAAUAACGCUGAAAUUCCCAGUAAUACUAGUAAGUAA